UAUAUGCAGGCAAAAAAAUCCGUUCCAUUUCUUUCUCUCAUAUGCGUCUUAUUAUAUUCAGUAAUGAGGUUGACCGUGUUACCGGAAAUAAAACCAGCGCCUGUGGAAUUCCAGCCAAGUUUCAUGUUUGCAUAGGAGCCACUCCCACUCCGAUUUCAAUGUUUCAAAUCACCUGAUAUUCUACAGUGAGUGUUCCACUUGAUUUGAAAGCAUCAAAAUGGCAGAACUUGUCUCUGACACUCAAAAUCCUUUAAAUUGCCCAAUCUGUCUAAAUCUGCUCAAGAACCCGGUGACUACAACUUGUGGGCACAGUUUCUGCAUGGACUGUAUAAAUGGGUGCUGGGAUCGAGAUGCUUCUUUGAGACAAGCUUACAGCUGCCCUACAUGCAGGGCAACAUUCGACCAAAGACCAGCUCUCAGCAAAAGCACUAUCCUGGCUGAAAUUGUAGAGGGAAUGAAACGGGGAGUUCCAGCUGGGCCUGGAGAUGUGAAGUGUGAUGUGUGUAAAGGAAGAAAACUCAAAGCCAUUAAGUCUUGUCUGUUUUGUAUGGCUUCAUACUGUCAAACUCACAUUCGGCCUCAUUACGAUUCUGAAGCUUUUAAAAAGCACAAGCUGGUAAAUGCUUCCUCAAAUCUACAGCAGCAGAUCUGCCCUCAACAUCAUAAAGCGCUGGAGAUUUACUGCUAUAAUGACCGGAAGUGUGUUUGUGUAGUUUGUAUGGGGGAUCAGCACAGUGGACAUCAAACUGUCUCAGCUGCAGCUGAAAUGGCUAAAAAACAGGAGGAACUAAAUAUAAAAAAGAGAUAUUUCACUCAGAAAAUCACUGACAUAGGCAAGAAGGUCCAGGAAUUUGGGAAGGCUGUGAAUUCUUAUAAGAGCUCUGCACAGGCAGCAGUGCAGCACAGUGACAGGAUCUUCAAUGAGCUCAUCCGCUCCAUUCAGAAAAGACGUGGUGAGGUGAGAGAACUGAUCAGAGCUCAGGAGAAGAAGGAGAUAGGACAGAUCAAUGAACACAUACAGAAACUGGAGCAGGAGAUCAGUAAUAUGAAACACGAGAAUGAUAAACUGGAGCCAAUUUUACAUGCAGAGGAUCACAUUAAUUUCUUCCAGAAUUACUGUUCUCAGUCUGGACUGUAUCUGUGCACAACUUCAGCCCGAGAUGUCAAUGACCUCCUGACAUUUAAGAAUGUAGAGGAAUCUGUCUCAGAGCUGAAAAAACAACUGGUCAAAGUCUGUGAUGAGCACAUGGGCAAAAUAUCAAAGAAAGUUGCUGAUGUCCAAAUUUUCAAAACUUCCAGGCUCCUACACAUGGAACCAGCUGUACCAGCUUUAUCUUCAUCUUCAUCUUCAUCUUCAUCUCCAUCAGAAAUUAAAUAUAAAGUUAGCUCUGGCUCAAGUGAUGAUGAAUUCUCAGAAUGAAGCCUACCUGGAUGUUUAAAAAAAAAAAAUAAAUAAAUAAAAAAAAAUAUAAAAAAAAAUAUAUAUAUAUAUAUAUAUAUAUAUAUAUUGUAAAAGAAUUUUAUCUAAAUAUAUUGUGUUGAAUGUGAAAGUAAGCCAAUAAAUUAUAUUUUUCCCACUGAAAAGCAAUACAAUUUUGACCUAUAAUGGCAUGACUGUGUGACAGAGAUGAUUGAUGCUUGAUUACCAUGGGUGUUUACAACAUUAAGUGCAUGUCUCCUGUGAAAUGAUUUUCCUGUCUAAAAUGUUUCUAUUUACAGUUGUUUUUAUGGGAUCACAUUAAAAGUAAUAAAUAAACAUAUAA
Molecule: messenger RNA, 1763 nt
Organism: Carassius auratus (goldfish)
Lineage: Eukaryota; Metazoa; Chordata; Actinopteri; Cypriniformes; Cyprinidae
Product: tripartite motif-containing protein 29-like
Exons: 8
Coding region: 218-1420 (400 amino acids)
Molecular function (GO): zinc ion binding
Source: RefSeq, a predicted model, not a curated record